Corylus avellana is the source of this 1926-nucleotide messenger RNA. Lineage: Eukaryota; Viridiplantae; Streptophyta; Magnoliopsida; Fagales; Betulaceae. The record is from RefSeq and is a predicted model, not a curated record.
AUGGAGAUAGAACUUUUUCUAAGAGAGAUCUUGAGACAGGAUAGAUUCGGCCACACGAGCAGCGGGGGUUCCCACGUAUUGAAGCUCUUAGAAAAGGUGAAAAAUGAUGGCAAGGAGGAACUUGUUUGUGAGUUUUGCAAGGAACCGAUCGUACCGUAUCCCGCUUUCAAAUGCAGUGUCUGCCGAUUCCUCUGUCAUGUAUCAUGCUUGGGAAGUACUCGGCUCUACGAGUCAACAUUUUUUUUUCAUUUCGGUCGCAGGCAUGAGCAGUUGAUUAUCACAGAAGAGUUAAAGAAUGAUGGCGAGGGAGUUGUUUGCAUGGUGUGCAAGGAGAAAGUAGAGGGUCCCGGAUACAAAUGCUCUGCAGAUGAAUGCAACUUCCAGCUUCACAAAUCAUGCGCCCAGCUGCCCCGCGAGAUGCACCACCCCUCGCACCCAAACCACAUCCUUAUUCUUCAGCGGCCAAGUUCACAUCCCAGUAAUUGUAAUGCUUGUGGUAAAAGCUGCGGUAGAAGCAUCUUUUACCAUUGCGAGGAGUGCGAUUUUGUAAUUGACACCACAUGUGCUUUCCGCACGCAAGUUAAUAAUACCGACAAUUGCCAACAUGCAUUCGUCCCGUUCUUUAGGCAGAUACACUUCACUUGUGAUGCCUGUGGUCGGGAAGGCACGGACUUCGCCUCCUUUUGUACCAUAUGUCGACUCUUGAUUCACUCUAGAUGUGCUGGAUUUCCACGCACCGUGAUAAUUUCAAGACACAAUCAUACCCUCACUCUUACAUAUUCCCUUCAUCAUCAAGUCAAGGAUUUUAACAAUGUAUUUUGUAAAUUAUGUGAUCAAAAGGUGAAGACAAAGUAUGCAGCUUUGUCUUGUCAGGAAUGUGAUUUUGUGGCACAUAUGUACUGUGCAAAGGCAUAUAGACGCGAGUCACUGUCUGAGAAAUCUGUUGAUGAAUGUGAUUUUGUGGCACAUAUGUACUGUGCAAAGGCAUAUAGACGCGAGUCACUGUCUGAGAAAUCUGUUGAUGUUAUGGAGAAGAUCAUCAACCCAGGUGAGAUACAACAUUUUAGUCAUCCACAUAAUUUAAUUCUUAGCCCUGAGGAAGUCCUGCAUGAUAAGCUGUGUGAUGGUUGCAUGCAUUUUAUAUUCUCGGCCCCAUUCUAUAACUGUAUGGAAUGCAACUUCUUUCUUCAUACUACAUGUGCUCACCUACCAAAAGCCAAGAAACACAUACUUCAUCAACACACGCUCACCCUCCUCCCAAAUGCGCCUUAUUUAGGUGGACUUUUCUUUUGUAAUGCUUGUGGCGAUAAUCAUCAUGGCUUCACCUAUAGAUGUAACACGUGUGAGUAUGAUCUUGACGUUCAAUGUUGUUUAGUUCCAGAAACCCUGAAACAUGAUGGCCACCAACACUCACUCUUCCUUCCUGCAAGUUCUAAUAAAAAUUGCAGUGCUUGUGAUAACGAUAAUGAGCAACCCAAGGUUGGGGUAUUUGAAUGCACUGCUUGUGAUUUCACCUUGGGUUUUGAAUGUGCAACACUUCUACUCGUAGCUAGGCACAAAUAUGACGAACAUCUCCUUGCACUCACCUAUGUUGCUGAAGAAGAUUCCAAAGAAUAUUAUUGUCUAAUUUGCGAAAAAGAAAGGGAUCCAAAGUAUUGGUUUUAUUAUUGUGCAAAAUGUGACUUUCCGGCUCAUCCUCAAUGUGUUCUAGGGAAAUAUCCAUACAUCAAAUUUGGACAAACUUUCGAAAGUUCAUAUCACCAGCACCCUUUCACUUUUGUUCAAACGACUAAGUACUCCCCUCCUUGUGAUGCAUGUGGCAAUAUUAUCGAUAUCAUGGCCCUAGAAUGCACUCAAUGCAAAUUCAACGUCCACUACUCGGAUCAAUGUUUGGAAAAAGUGAGUAAUAAAGUGCUACAUCCGUAA